AUGAGCGCAUUCGCAAAACCUGCAGAUGAUCCUGCUGGUGCUGUGAAAAGUGCUGCUGAUCCCAGUGCCCUUACUAAAGCUGCGGAUCCUAAAGCCCUUACUAAUGCUGCAGAUCCCAAAAAACUGGGUGGAGGUGCCAACAUCUUGGAUGGAGCUGUAAAUACAAUCAAAGGAUUCACUGGAGGUUUCUUUGGAUUCUAA
This is a messenger RNA of Leptosia nina, 201 nucleotides long. The record is from the annotation of a GenBank genome assembly. Lineage: Eukaryota; Metazoa; Arthropoda; Insecta; Lepidoptera; Pieridae.